AGUGUCAGCAGCACAGGGAGAAAUAUCUGCUGCCAGUAAGGAGCCCAGACAACGCCGUGGCCAGGAGAACCUUACCGUCUGACCCUCUAAUUAUAAUCGCUCUUAAUUGUGGUCCCAAUACUAAAAGCUCCAUAAUACGUCACAAAAGUUCAUGGCUAGGGACCCCCUUUCCUGGUCACCCUCGGUCUUCGUGUAUAUGGAUGCUACUGUCAAUAUCGGACUCUCCCCGUCGGAGCUCUUGAUGUAAUUACAACAUCCGUUUCAAAUAGAGCAAGCCUUUCUACCGGGGCAUCGAGCAAUCGUGGGGAUUCCACUUUCCGCUAUGUUUAUGAGGUAACACAUCCCCCGUUCGGAGAAUCCGGAGAGAAGCAAACGCAUCAUCUUGUGUUUUGUAUUUCACCGCUGCCAAAUAAUGAGCCUGGGCUUAACCUGACAAUGCUUCCAGACCGGAGCCUGAUGUCUGUUCCCCCCUUAGUCUGUAACGAUGAAGAUCUCCCUCAGUUUCAUCUAUAAGGAAAAAUCAUUCAUGACGGGUUUGGGAUCUAGACAAUAGGAGCUCUUCUUUUCUUUUCUACUACUGCUUUUUUGUGUCUGGGGUCAUUUCUGGAGUAUUUUUUACCUUAAGAUAAAUCAGGAGGAAUGAACCGGCGGUUGGUUAACAUCUUGACAGCAUUCCUUGCAUUAUGCUUUGAGAUCGAUAACUUAAGGUCGGCUUACUGUAAGGAGCAUGACACCAGGUCUGGGAAAUCUCCACCCCAGAGCAUGUCCCCUUCUGAUUUUUUGGACAAACUGAUGGGAAGGACGUCUGGAUAUGAUGCAAGAAUUAGACCAAACUUUAAAGGUCCUCCAGUAAACGUUACUUGCAAUAUUUUUAUAAACAGUUUUGGAUCCGUCACAGAGACCACAAUGGACUACCGAGUGAAUAUUUUUUUGAGACAGCAGUGGAACGACCCGAGACUCUCUUAUAGUGAAUACCCAGACGACUCCUUGGAUUUGGAUCCUUCCAUGUUGGAUUCUAUUUGGAAGCCUGAUUUAUUUUUUGCUAAUGAGAAGGGAGCGAACUUCCAUGAUGUCACAACGGACAACAAGCUACUGAGAAUUUUUAAAAACGGAAAUGUAUUGUACAGUAUAAGAUUAACGUUAACAUUGUCUUGUCCAAUGGAUCUGAAGAAUUUUCCUAUGGAUGUACAAACAUGUGCGAUGCAGUUGGAGAGCUUUGGAUACACAAUGAAUGACCUUAUAUUUGAGUGGCUGAGUAAUAGUCCGGUGCAAGUUGCUGAUGGUUUAACAUUGCCGCAGUUCAUUCUAAAAGAGGAAAAUGAACUUGGAUACUGCACAAAGCACUACAACACAGGAAAGUUUACAUGCAUUGAGGUUAAGUUUCACCUGGAACGUCAGAUGGGAUAUUACUUGAUACAGAUGUACAUCCCCAGCUUACUUAUUGUCAUCUUAUCCUGGGUGUCCUUCUGGAUUAAUAUGGAUGCUGCUCCAGCCAGAGUUGCUUUGGGAAUUACAACUGUCCUAACAAUGACUACUCAGAGCUCAGGCUCAAGAGCCUCUCUUCCAAAGGUUUCCUAUGUGAAAGCAAUUGACAUCUGGAUGGCUGUUUGCCUGUUGUUCGUGUUUGCUGCUUUACUGGAAUAUGCAGCUGUGAAUUUUGUCUCAAGGCAACACAAGGAAUUUCUGAGACUUCGCAGGAGGCAAAAAAGACAAAGCAAGGAAGAUGACAUGGUCCGGGAGAGUCGUUUUAACUUUAGUGGAUAUGGGAUGGGGCACUGCCUACAAGUGAAAGAUGGCGCUGCAGUGAAAACUGCUCCACCCCCCCUUCCCCCUCCUCCUCCACCAAAGGAUGCUGAGUCCAUCAAGAAGAAGUUUGUUGAUCGAGCAAAACGGAUUGAUACCAUAUCCCGGGCUGCCUUUCCACUGGCCUUUCUUAUUUUUAACAUCUUUUACUGGAUUACAUAUAAAAUCAUACGGCACGAGGAUGUACACAAGAAAUAA
Molecule: messenger RNA, 2001 nt
Organism: Bufo gargarizans (Asiatic toad)
Lineage: Eukaryota; Metazoa; Chordata; Amphibia; Anura; Bufonidae
Gene: GLRA2
Product: glycine receptor alpha 2
Exons: 9
Coding region: 640-2001 (453 amino acids)
Biological process (GO): regulation of membrane potential; signal transduction; nervous system process
Cellular component (GO): postsynaptic membrane; neuron projection; plasma membrane
Molecular function (GO): glycine binding; transmitter-gated monoatomic ion channel activity; extracellularly glycine-gated chloride channel activity
Source: RefSeq, a predicted model, not a curated record